AGCUAAUUGCUUAACCGGUUAAUUGGUUAGGAGUGUGUGAAACCAAACCAAAUCACCUAAACCAAACAAAACGAAAAAUUUGUUCAAACCAAACGAAUCAUCCAAAUCAACCAAACCAAAUUACCCGAAUACUUCCAAUUAAAUGGUUACCACAGACCACGAUAACCACUAUGUUUGAACACCCCUACAUUUCGCUGUCUUCCUUUCCCAUACCCUCCAAAAAGUUUGGACCUUGCGGGUCUAAAAGUUAUCACGGUCUGAUCGUGAUAAUGCCAUCAAGUUCGUGAAGACCUUAAAUGAAACGAUGCGUUUUUUCCCGAGAUCACGGGCGAGGCUUCGAGAUCACGCCCGUGAUAAUCGACCGUGAUAAGCGCGCGACUAGAGUAUUAAAGGAGAAGAGAGCUGAAAUUUGAAGGGGGAUCCUAGUGAGAGAUUGUCUUCUUCUUGUGAUUUUACAGAGAGAAAGUGACGAACAAAGAGAGAAGAAGAAGUCUAGCGUUUGCUCCUAGCUAGAGGAUUGAACAUUUUCAAUUCCAAGGGUGAUUGCAAUCACAAGGAAGGAAGUCAAACACCACACCAUGGUUCUUUCCCUCCUCUUUGUUUGUAAUCCCUAGCUUAGCUAUGGAGUAGUUCUCUUUUCACUUGGGUGUGGGCCCUAUCCUAGAAAUGUGAUAGGUUGUUGGAUUUGAACUCUAUGUGUGUAGAUUGUUGAUUCGGGGCUAAUUACACACAUUUUAGCCCUCAUUUCUUGAUAGUUUAGCCUUGUAUUUCAUCGUCCCUCGACCUAUUUUACACUAGAUUGUGAUAUUUUUGAUACAUUUAAGGUCAUAGCACGUGUGGAAAUUCGAGGACGAGUUUCGGGACGAAUGGAGGUCGAAAAGAGCCAAAAAGUGAAGAAAAGUCUGAAGUUGACCGUGACAAUUGCAUGACGGGCGUGAAGUUCGCGAGAAACAAGGAGGUUUUUGCACCUCGCGGGCUUGAAGAUUAUCACGGUCGCCUGACCGUGAUAAUUGUCCAGUGAGCGUGAUAUUAGGCCAAAACGGCAGCAUCCUCCCGCGUUUUUGUCCGAUGUCACGGUCUAAGCUCCAAAGUCACGAGCGUUAAGUGCAUAUCGUGAAAGUGACUUCGGGCUCUAUAAAUAGAAGGCAGCCGGGAGAGAGAAGGGGAGGCUAGAUCUUGGGGUUGGUUUUACAUUUUUUGGGUUCCCUUCUAGGGUUCCAGCUGAAGAAACCCUAAGGGGGAAACCCUAGUGAGAGAAAUGUCUUCUUCAAAAUCUAGAGAGAGAAAGUCAUCAGCAAGGAGAGAAGAAGAAAAUUUGGGAUUACUUCAACCUAUAGGAGUGAAGAUUCUUACCCCUCAAUUAGGGGUUCUAUUUGGUUACCCUGUUAACGAUUUAAACGCUAACCAUACUGUUAACUGACAGUAAUCGAUUACACCGUUAACAGCCGGUAACGGUUGUCGGACACCGUGAGGAAUUAAACGGUAUACCGUCUGUGUUUCUAUUGUUUACCGUCAGCAACCCGGUUAACCACAUAUCGAUACCCCGACGAAGACCACAUGUUUCAGCCGCUGCUUACCGACUAUGCGCUAGCACCGAUGGUGAACUAGGACCAGGCGCAACGGGUGAUAAUGGCAUACAAGUCGCCAAAGUUCAUAAAGACAGAUUGGAGGACAAAGAAGACGAAUGUGUGGAGCCCUGUUCAUGGAGCUUUUGAUGGGGAAGUUCCCAACGAAUUACUUGUGGCGAGGGAAAGGGGCGACAGAGAAAUACGUGGAAUGAUCUGGAAGGCAGUGAAUCACAGAGCUAUUUCUCUGAUGCUAGCGUUUCUCUUUAUCUUCUUUUUAUUUAAGUUAGGUGGUGUUAUUUAGAAGGCGGGAUGCUGAAGAUGCUCAAUUACGAAGCUAAUUAGGAGCUCACAUAUAAGGUAAUCACAAUAAAGAAAAUAAUGAUAAUAAACCACAAAACUAAUUAGGAGCUCACAUUUAAAUAAUUGUCCAAGAUUGAGAACAUGAAUGAGAGAGAACAUAAAAAACCAAGCAAAAUUGGGGGAGAGAAAUAUUGUGUGCGGUUAUCGGAUAAUCGCUUUGGUAAUCAAUAACCGGCUAGCCGGUUAGACAGUUAAUUGGUAGGAAUUCAUUGCGGUUGUUGGCAGCCACUUAUUGUGGUUCGGUAUACCAUUAACUGGUUAGCCGGUUACCAGUUAAAUCAGUUUCCGACCGAUUACCAUCCCUACUCUCGAGGAAUUCUCAUCAACAAGGAGGGAUGACAAGCAUCCACCAUGGUUAUCUCUUCACUUGGGUAUUGUGAACCCUAGUCUAGAUGUGUGUUAGGAUGUAAGAAAAUGACUCUAUUUGUGUCUUGAUUGAAUUUUUAUAUAAUAUUUGAGGUAUUAUUCAUGAAUGAUUGAGUGUUGCUACCUUUAACUCAUUAUUAUGCCAAUUUGACCUAGGUAGAGGGAAAUCCCCUUCUUGCUAAGAGGCUUUUAUAAGUUGGAAUUCCUUGGACAAUUGAGCCACCUACUUAAUUAGGGCAAACCUCAAAUAUCGGAUAAGUGCCACGAUCCCAUCAUGAUUGGUCGCUAUCCGUUGUUCCCCGUUCGGAUGAAUUUUUGAGGGAUUGGUUCUUGCAACCCUUGGUUAAUUGGUUAAGAGGGUUAGAUUCCUAGAUUAUAGUUGCAAUCCUGACUCGCACGGACUACAUCAAGAUUUAAAUCCCGACUAGAGCCCACGUAGAAACUCUAGCCGAGUGCAGUAUAGGGAAAAUGUGUUUUUAUUGUCAAACCCGGGCCAGUCCGUGUACCCCUACUUCAAUCGCUUAAGUUGUUAUCUAGCAACACGAUGUUUGGUUAUUUAAAGCUAAAGAAACUACAAAUGAAAACAAGCAAGAAAAGUAAAUCGAGGAGAAUUCUAUAUGAGAGGACUUCACUCGGGUAUUGCACCUCCUAGUCUCGUAUUAGGAAACCAUGAAAAGAAUUGCUACAAUAAUUGCUAGGGAACCUAGCUCUCUUAACCGCUCGGCUAAGUAUUGCAACAAUAAGCUAGGAGGCCUAGCUUUCUUAAUCGAACAAACCAAGGAAACCUAACUCUCUUAGCCAACCAAUUAAAGAUUCUUGCAUUAAGUUAGUAGAAUAACUCUCUUAACCUUUCGGCUAAGGAUGACAACAAUAGGCUAGGCAAUCUAGCCCUCUUAACUAAUCAACUAAGGAUUGCAAGACCCAACCCUCGGAAGUUAAUCCAGGCGGCGGAGAGAGACCAAUUAUGAUGGGAUCAUGGUACUACUCCGAUACUUGAGGUUUUGGCCCUAGAUUAACCGAAAAGGGGUUACCCAAGUGGCUAGGAGAUCAAGCUCCCUAUGGGCCAAAGGGGGAUUUCCAAAUUCUAGGUUAAUUUGACCAAUUAUGAGAUGAUGCAAGCAACACUCAAUCAUUCAUGAUUAAUACAUCAAAUAUUAUAUAAAACACACAAUCAACACAAUAGAAUCAUGUUCAGUGCAGUCAAAAUCGCGCAUUAAAACAUAAAAACUUACGUUUUUACGUAUCCAGGCCACCAAAACGUUUCAGUUUCUGCCUAAAGUCGCUUAGUCACAAAAACUGGUAAAAACAUGAGUAAAAUCGGUAAAAUCGCUUAAAAUCGGUAAAAUCGCGAUUCUAAAGCGUUUUUAUACGAUUAUGAUCAUCUCAUAAACAUGUGCCAAUUGGCCCAAAAUGAUAUAAUUUUGGAGACAUAUCAGCAAAAAAUAAAAAUAAAAUGGAAAACAGGAU
Molecule: messenger RNA, 3761 nt
Organism: Linum trigynum
Lineage: Eukaryota; Viridiplantae; Streptophyta; Magnoliopsida; Malpighiales; Linaceae
Source: the annotation of a GenBank genome assembly